Rhopilema esculentum is the source of this 2298-nucleotide messenger RNA. RefSeq lists its product as uncharacterized. The record is from RefSeq and is a predicted model, not a curated record. Gene Ontology annotation, biological process: regulation of transcription by RNA polymerase II. Lineage: Eukaryota; Metazoa; Cnidaria; Scyphozoa; Rhizostomeae; Rhizostomatidae. Gene Ontology annotation, cellular component: nucleus. Gene Ontology annotation, molecular function: RNA polymerase II cis-regulatory region sequence-specific DNA binding; DNA-binding transcription factor activity, RNA polymerase II-specific; zinc ion binding.
AGAUUAGACUCAGAAGCCGGGGGGCUCUAAUGGCCGCCAUUGAGGCGAAACCUUUGCGCAGGGAAGAAAACAUGCGAUUGGAAUUCAGGAAAACUUUUCGACAAAUGCAAAAACUUAAAGAAGAGUGUUGAAAUUUUAAACAGGAGACUUACAUAAAGUUUUGCAAAGCAAGUGCAGUUUUCUUUCCAUCAGUUUUCAAAAUGAAAAGAAAACUCUCAUCCGGAGAGAUCAGAGAAAGCGAAACGAAAGACAUCCCGGAGCAAGCACUUCAAUCUGUGAAAGAAGAAAUUGGAUUGCCAGUAAAGCCAAAACGCCCUCAGACAGCAUACUUCCAAUUUCUAGCAGAUUUUCGAUUCAAAGUCAAAGAUAUAACUCUAAAAGAGGGUGAAAAAAUUCCAUGCCUUGCUGCAAGAGACUGGCAGAAAAUGACUGAAAUUGAGAAAAAACCAUAUAAAGAUAAACUAACUGAAAAAUGGAAAAAGUAUGAAGAAGACCUAGCUGAGUACAAAAAGGAAGUUUUGAGGAUUGAGCAGAAUAAUUUACAGGAGCAAAUGAAAAAUGAUGUUGAGGAACCCUGCAAGACUGAAGAUGGGGAGAACUCAAAGAUCCUUGCAGUGACUGAAGGAGGGGAUUCUUCUAAUGAUACCGUUGAAAAUAGCACUCUUGAAAUGGAAAAAGUUGCUGAAAAUUCAGACAAGCAACCAAACUUGGAUGAAGGAGAUGUUCAGUGUAUUUGCUGUGGUGCAGUUUUGGAAGAAUCCUAUGCUAUAUGGUUUAGAAAUAGAUAUUAUUGCUCCAAAGAAUGCUUGCCUGAGGAAACAAGUAGAGGAUACAGACUGGGAAAGAUUAUCAAAAGUGGGGGCAAUUAUCUCGACAGAAAAGAAAGAAGACAAACAAAAUUUUCAGCCUUUGCUGUCACAGGGGUAAAAGAAGCUGCUGGGUGCCCUACGCCUGGAUGCAACGGCAAAGGCCAUGUUAACGGAAAAUAUUCUUCCCACAGAGGUGUUUUGAAUUGUCCGGUUGCACAGAGGGAAUUCAAAAAGAAAAGCCACAGAUCUGAUUCCGUGGAUUCUAAAGAAUCAGAAAGUAACAAGUGCCCAACACCGGGAUGCGAUGGAUCUGGCCAUAUAAAAGGUGGAAUGUUUUCAUCCCAUAGAAGUUUGUAUGGUUGUCCAAGAAGAAAUUCUUUUUCAAAAGAAUUUGACUUAGAAAGCCGGGGAUCUACAGAUUCACUGGCCUCAUUCGCAUCUGACGCUGUUUCCAAAAGAGGCAAAGGAACAAACCGUGGACGUGGAAGAGCGCGUGCUGCUUCUGAGUGUGCAAUGGAAGAUUUGAAAGAAAUCCCUAACGAAAAUUCAUUGGAUGCAAGCAUGGAGGAGAUCUUUGAUGAAUCUGUGUCGAGUGAAGAGCUUGAAAGGUUGGAUAAUUCUGGUGAGGUAAUGAAUCCUUUAAGUAGCGUUGAUGAGAAGAAACCUCGUGGAAGAGGAAGAAGCAAGAAGCGAAGCAGCAGCAAAGAUUCUUUGUGGGACAUCACAGAGGGGGAGGGAAAUGUACUCAGGUUGAAGAGGAAGUCUUCGAAUGCAAGGUGCGAGUUUCCUGGUUGCAGUGGCGAAGGACACGUUACAGGCAAAUUUAUCAAGCAUAGAAGUCUCUACGGGUGCCCAUUAGCAGCCAAACUAAGUAAAGAGACAGGUCUGUACUUAAUUUUAGCAUCAGUUUCUAAUUGAGUCAGUGUAAUAGCUUCUCGGUUUUCAAUUUCCGUCCAAGAACUACUGCUGUUUCUGCUAAGAUGUGGUGCUAGAGGAGGGUUAAUGGGCUAGAACCCCCGUUGGAGCAUGUUACCCCUUAAGGAGAUCAAAAGUCAAACUUAUUGUUGUAUUUGUAGGAAUUGGCUUGCUUGUCCGAUUUUUUUAGUCUUUAAACCUUAUUUUGUUUUAGACAGGGGUUCUCAUUUCUGCUUUAUGAAUCGUGAUUAGGAAAAUUUAUCUUCUUCAUGUCUCAAAUGGUAGUUGUAUGUUUUGCAUCAGCAAGUCCUUUGAAAAUCAACCAUGCUGUGUAGCUAUGCUUCUUAGAAAAUGGAAUUGAUUUAGAAGUCAAUUAUAGACCAGAAUAGUCAAUGAGAUUCGAAUUGGACCUUUUCUAAAUGCUAAUGGGUUUUAAUACACUUUAGCAAAUGACAUUAAUUUAUAUUUAAUUUCUUCUAUUUCAUGCAAUUUUCCUUUGACUGAUGAAUUGCUGUGUUUGCAGAUGGCUGUCCUUACCCUGGUUGUGAUGGCGUCGGUCACGUUGUACCAGGCC